Colletotrichum fioriniae is the source of this 843-nucleotide messenger RNA. Lineage: Eukaryota; Fungi; Ascomycota; Sordariomycetes; Glomerellales; Glomerellaceae. The record is from RefSeq and is a predicted model, not a curated record.
AUGGCAGCGGUAGCCUGCGCAGGGUACGGUUGUGGCGAGACGAGAUUGUUUUACAUCGGAACCGAUGGCAUCAUACACGACGUUAAGGAAGGCGAGAGUACUCAAUGGAACUCUGGUGGUUCGGUCGUUGGUGCCAGGCUGGGCCCUAUGCCCGGUUCACAACUUGCGGCAACGUUCACCCAACGACUCCCAGACGAAAAUGAGCGAAAGGAGAGCAACGCCGAACGACAAAACCGGCUCAUCGCUUACCAAGGGCUGAAUGGGAAAGUAUAUGUCGCCAACGACACCAACACAUACGCCAACCCACAGCCACUAGAAUUCAUGCCCAACUGGACAACCAAUACGAGCCUUGCCAUCAUUGCACAAUUCGGUGGCGCGGUGCUUGACGAAGCCAGUCUAGUAGCAAAGGGUCCGGGGACGGUAGAUUCAGAGGUCAGCAUGAUAGAGGCCAGACUCGACUUAGAGACCAAGUCGUGGGUCAAAGAACCUGUCGUAAUAGACAAUAUCCCCCAGUCCCAAGAUUCAGUAUCACCGACCGCGACCCCUCAAUUCGCUGUCACGAUGCGAAACAACUGGCUAGACACCGUCUAUCUGUCUCUAAACUCCGACGGAACAAUGGCUAGCCGGAUCAUAGGCCAGCACAAUGAGACAAUGAGCCAGAUCACACUCGAAAAGUCUGGAGGAAAUCUUGCAAAAUUUUCGGCUAUUGCAACAUCGAUGGACGGGCACCUCUACGGUAUUGUCGACGAUACGAUACGGGAGUACUCUUUUGAUACGUCCGAUGCGUCUAUCUUACAUCUCGACGGAAUUAUCUAUGACUGUUCGGCAAACAAAUCUUCUUAG